Messenger RNA from Cygnus olor (mute swan), 6032 nucleotides. RefSeq names its product La ribonucleoprotein 4B (gene LARP4B). The record is from RefSeq and is a predicted model, not a curated record. Gene Ontology annotation, cellular component: cytoplasmic stress granule; cytosol. Gene Ontology annotation, biological process: positive regulation of translation. The transcript is spliced from 17 exons. Gene Ontology annotation, molecular function: mRNA 3'-UTR binding. The coding region runs from base 261 to 2441 and encodes 726 amino acids. Lineage: Eukaryota; Metazoa; Chordata; Aves; Anseriformes; Anatidae.
GCGGCGGCGCAGCGGCAGCCACGCACGGACAGGCCCCGGCCCGGCCCCGCUCAGCGACAGGGCCCCGGCGGCGGCCGGCCGGCUGCGUCCCCCCCCAGCCCCGUCCCCGUCCCUUCCCUUCCCCAGCCCCGCCGCGCCCGGCCCCUGCUGCUCUCCUCAUCGUAACCCGGCCAGGCCCGGCCGCAGGGCGGCGGCGGCUGUGACAGCUUCCAAAGGUGACCAGUAAAGUUCUCUCUGAGCAGCCAAAAAGCAGACAGCUCAUGACUUCUGAUCAGGACACUAAAGUUGUGGCUGAACCGCAGGUGCAGCAAGUACAAGAAGUUAAAGACGGUUCUCAUCUAGAAUCAGCCAAGGUUUCUGAGUUAAAUCCUAAUGCAAAGGUGUGGGGAAAUCAUAUGUUACAUUUGGAAGCAAGUGGUGCCACUGAUGGUAGUGUGAGCAAAACGUGGGAAGAAAUACCUGACCAGCCUCCAGAUUCCUGUAAAGAAGGACUGGAUGCCAAUGGAGACAGCGACAAAAAGCAUCAGAAUGCAGUGGUGACAGAACUGCAGGAACCGUCGCCAGCUGUUUCGGUGUCAGACCAGACAGAUAUGAACCCUUUGGCUCUCGAUCAUUCUGAGUAUGAGUCUAUGCAUGAAACUGCUCAGACAGGUGGAAACGAACAGUUGCAGCCAGAGGGGCAGGAAGAUCUACGAGAAUUACUGAAAAAAACACUGGAAUUCUGCUUAUCUAGAGAAAAUCUUGCCAGUGACAUGUACCUUAUAUCACAGAUGGACAGUGAUCAGUAUGUGCCAAUAAUGACAGUAGCAAACCUUGAUCAUGUCAAGAAACUCAGUACUGAUAUGGAUUUGAUUGUUGAAGUGCUGAGAUCGUUGCCUUUAGUCCAAGUGGAUGAGAAGGGAGAAAAAGUUAGGCCAAAUCAGAAUCGCUGUAUUGUGAUUUUACGUGAAGUACCUGAAUCUACCCCCAUUGAAGAGGUUGAAGCACUUUUCAAAGGAGAUAAUUUGCCUAAGUUUAUCAACUGUGAGUUUGCCUAUAAUGACAACUGGUUCAUCACGUUUGAAUCAGAAGCUGAUGCACAGCAGGCUUACAGAUACCUUAGAGAAGAAGUGAAAACUUUCCAAGGAAAACCCAUUAAGGCAAGGAUAAAAGCAAAGGCAAUAGCUAUAAACACAUUUUUGCCAAAGAAUGGAUAUAGACCUCUGGAUAUGAACCUCUACACGCAGCAGCGUUACACAACAUCCUUUUACUUACCUCCAGUAUACAGCCCCCAACAGCAGUUUCCGUUGUACAGCUUAAUCGCCCCACAGACCUGGUCAACCACACACAGCUACCUUGACCCUGCUUUGGUAACACCAUUUCCAAAUACUGGAUUUAUCAAUGGGUUCACAUCUCCGACCUUCAAGCCUGCUGCUUCUCCACUGACUACACUCAGACAAUACCCUCCCAGGAACAGGAAUCCUAGCAAGUCCCAUAUACGACAUACAAUACCCAGUGCAGAAAGGGGACCUGGGCUUCUAGACAGUCCUACAAUAUUCAACUUUUCUGCUGAUCGUUUAAUCAAUGGCGUCAGGAGUCCACAGACGCGGCAGCCGGGACAAAACAGGACACGGAUGCAGAAUGCUACUACGAGUUACACCAAGAGGGAAGUAGGAACUGGACGAAUGGAACAGACCAGCGUGGACUCGUCUCCUGGAUUAGGUAGAGGAAGGAAAAACUCGUAUGGCUACCGAAAGAAAAGGGAGGACAAGUUUACGAGAGGCCAAACACAGUCUCCACCACCACCAAAACCUCCAUCUCCUAGCUUUGAAUUGGGUUUAUCUAGCUUUCCUCCAUUACCUGGGGCUGCUGGCAAUUUAAAGACUGAAGACCUUUUUGAAAACAGACUGUCCAGUGUGGUAAUAGGAACGUCAAAAGAAAGAAACCUUAAUGUGGAUGCAAGUACAAACACUAUUCCAUCUGGAAUUCCUCGGGAGCCAUUGUUGCCAGUCUCUUCUGCAUUGCCCAGGACGUUUGAAAGGUCUCCUUCGCCAACCCAGUCUUCUGAGGACUCCAAGGUUGUGGAUAAACAGCAGAGAGAGACACAGAGCACAGAAAGGCUUUCUUCUUCCACACUCAGUACUGCAUGCAAAUCGGUACAGGUCAAUGGGGCUGCCACAGAACUGCGAAAACCUAGUUAUGCAGAAAUUUGCCAGAGAACAACUAAGGAUCCUCCUACAUUGCAACCCCAGAAAGAACAGAAGCCAAACACUGUAGCAUGUGGGAAAGAAGAAAGAAAGCCCACAGAAACAAUAGAGAAAAACAGAGAACCUCCUCCUGCGAAGUCACAUCCUGGACAACCCAAAGACCAGAGGAGACAGUCAGGACGCAGAUCGUCCCCUCCAGCUGUUGGCAAACGCUUAAAUAAAGAACAGAACACCCCUCCCAAAUCUCCUCAGUGAUGAAACUAACAACUGGGAGGGAUUCAAAAAGAGGUCUGCUUCCCACAAAUUAAACCCAUGUUCCCACUAAGAUACCUGAGAAUGAGUUGCUGGUUAGGAGCUUGCAGUGAUACUAGGCAUAUAACAAUGCCUGCAAGUUAUUUUUCUGUGAAAUACUUUUUCCCCUCUUGAACAAACAUUCUAUUUUUUCUGGAUAUUUCUGGAUAGUUGUUCUAAACCUUACCUUUAGGUUGGUGCUUAAUUGGAGGUGAAGCUUAGUGUGAUUAUUUUUUUCAAGAUGUAAAAUAUUUGUCUUAAAAAAAAAAAUCAACUUUUUAUUAAGCCUCUCUGUGGCUGUGUGAGUGCAAGCUCUGUAUAGUGAGUUUUUUUCUAAACUGUUAAGCAGAAAUGUGCUGCUGCAAUAUUUUUAAUAAACUGGUCUGCAAGUACAUAUCUAAAGUGUCCAAAAGACUGAUAACGGCAGCUAGUGUGUAGAGUGCAAGGAAGUAGAUACAUUUUACGAGUUAGUAUGUGACCUUGAAGAUUUUUUUUAUUGGGCUGCUGUACUAAAUGUCAGCAAAUGAACUUGCACUUUUAGGUUAAACGAGUAGUUGUUUCUAGCGUUUUUAAAAAUCGAAUCUUUUUUUGAUGUUUUGCACACAGAGAAUGAAUCCUAUGGAGCACCAUAGCAGUCUUUCUAAAACGUUUCCUUUUUUGACUUACUGCAAGCAAGUAACCAUCUUCUCACUCCAGAAUAAAACUGAUGUUAUAAUUUGCAAAUACAAAGCACAUUGUGAAUAGAAAGAAUUAAGUCUUUGAGCUUCUAUGGUGGUGAAGCUUAUUAGUGGAUGUUAUCAGGAGAAAGCACUGUAGCCUUCUUGUGAUAACCUUAGCUUCCCUGUGCUUGUAAGGGAGUUAACUGAGUCAGCGCUGUAUGUUCUGGUUACCCCUGUGCUCUGUGUAGACUUUUUUUUUAAACUCUACCCCAAGUGCUCUUUGAAAGAGUUCAUAUCUUAGUCAGCCUUGUGUUGACGUCUUCCUGUAACUACAAGCAUUGGCAUAAGGAUUUAAAUUUUUCGAGACGUGAGAUAAUGGUGUUUGUUUUGUGUGGUGGAGGAAGAGAUCCCUGAUAUUUACCUCUGGGAUGAGGUUUCUCACACUUACUUUAGAAGUGAUGCGCUUUCUGAAGGACAAGGAUGCACUAAAUUAGCAAGUUUCUAAUAAAGUUGAAUAUAAAUUAUUUUUGUUUUAAAAUGCCUAAAGCUUUUCUUUAAGUGUUUAAACUGCAGGAAGUUCAGCCUAAACUCAUUCCUGCUGACUAUGACAGUACAGUUUAUUCCACAAAAAUGUUUAUUUAAACAACUGAUUUUUUUAAAGAAUUAUUUCCAUCCAAUAUUUAAAGACUUGAAUUUUAUUUAAACUUGAAAAUGACUUUGCCUUAACUUUUGUACAAGACAGCUUAGAGUUAAUGAGGUCUGACCCCAUUGAGGGUUAGCAAGAGUGGAAUACAGAAUUACUCAGUUACAGUAUGUAUCUAUUGUCACUGGUCUUACUGGGUAAACAUACUGUAGUACAGGAACUAGCAGCAGUUUUUGUAAUAUACCUUAAAGAUCUUAAACAGUUGAUCUUUUUCAGAUUGUUGAAAAAUCUGUAAAUGCAAAUAGUCAAUACUGUAUUAAAUAUGUGCACUUGGAAGUGUGUGCUUUGCUUGUACAGUUGUAAAUAAUCAGAACAUAUAAAAAGGUACCCUAAAGAAAAAAAUCUGAUAAAAAUUAUUGAUAUUAUAAAUGUUGCUGUUGAGCUGGAUGUAGAUAAACUAAAUGUUGUGGUUUGAAUAUUACUUUAAUUUGUUGUUUUUUCUUUUUCUUAUUUUAUUCUGGUGUGCUGAACUGACUCUGCCUCUUCACUGCAAAAGGGAAAUGGAACGAAAGUCUUAUUUGAAAGCCCUCAAAUGUUUUCCUAAAUCCCUCUAAAAACAAGUGAUUUAACCAAUUCCAAAGUUUUCUGCAAUGUAAAUAUUGAAUUUUAGCAGUCAAACUGUAAUUUUAAGUCAUUAAUAAAAUCAAACUUAAUUGGAAAAAUCUUCAGACUGCUAAGAAAAUAUACACUGAAUCUUAUUUGUCUGCUUUCAAGAAUAUCAGUGCUUUCCUAAGUAUGAUUCGUAGAACUGUAAAGUAACCGUAGAAGUUAACUCCUGAUAAAUUUCCUAUUAAAAGCAUCAAUCGGUAACUAGUUGACCUUCUAAAUCCAGCCUGUUGUAUGCUGCAGAAUUGGUUAAAAUAGGGCAUGCUGGAAGCCGUUGAUUUUUCUCGUUUAACAAGCGCACUUUGUGAAUGCCGUGGGAGGAGAUAGGACUCUGACAACAUCACCAAAACUGCUCAACUAGUUCUGUCAUUGGAUUUUAACAUGCUUAUCCUUUCCCCGGUGGCAGUGAAAGUGGUAGCUAGAUUUGUGUAUGGUUUAGGCCAGCUGUAUGGUUCAUUUUGUUUGUCUGCUGAAAGUGAAAGGCUUACCAGCUGCAAACAAUCACAAGUGGUUACUUACAGCGACUGUGUACAGCUAGUCAUAAUGCUCAACUGGUACAUAAGGUAAUAUAUUGAGACCAGCAGGAUGUGUUGUGCUGUUCUAAUGUAUUCUGCUGCCAUUUGUGCUAGGUCAAUACACUGUAAUUACUGCUUACCCAGCAACAGUCUGUUGCAUCGAAAGUUUAAAUCUUCCUCUGAUGUGGUUUUUAUAGCUUUUUUUAAAGAAAAAAAAAAGGUGACACGCCAAAUAGCUGUGUAAUGUACAACUUAUCCUUACUGCAUUUUACUUGGAGAUUUUUUUUCCACUCUGACAAAAUGGAGUUUUCGGAGUAGAGUUGUGAAGUUGCAUGCAGACUGUUGCUACGAUACAUAGAGAUAAUAAAAUGUGGCUUUUAAAAUGAAAAACCUCCCCAAAGCAGUAGCUGAGUUAAAGGUUCAGGGAUACAGUAAUUAAAAUUGGCAUUUUACCUUGUGGGAUUGUGUGGUGGUGCUCUUCAUUUUGCAAACAAGCUAAAACGGGAUCUGAGACUCUUCUUCCAGGAAUUUAAAAAAAACAAAACAAGGGUUGCUUUUAAAACUUUGUGUGAUCUUGUUUCGGAUCAGUCCCCCACCACGACAUUUGUCACUUGCCACGUGGAAACCUAUGAACGGUGGCAAUUUUCUUCGGUUGCUGCUUUAUCCUUUUAAAGACUUCAGCAGUUGGCACAGAAAGGCCCUUGUUUGAGCGUGGUGCAGUGUAUCACAAGCAACAGCUGACUGUAAUGGUGCAUACCUAUCUCUGUAUCUCCUUCAGCUAGCUACAGUUAGGGAUUUUUAUGUGCUUUGUAACCUAUUACACUAAUAGCAGCAGACAAUCGAAGAUUUCUAAGGAGACCUAACAGCUGCCAAUUCAUGAAAUAGAAGUGUAAUAUGGAAGCCUUCUUGAGGGUUUUUGUUUUUGUUCUUCUUCCAUUAAGACUGGAAUCAAGCUUACAUGUAAACUAUCAGUAAUUUAAGUUUCCUUUUGUGUCAUAAAAUGUAAAACUGUCUAAUUUGAAAAAAAAAAAAUAUGUAGGUUAUGAAAAAUAAAGAUUUAGGCACUGUUGAA